Molecule: messenger RNA, 1029 nt
Organism: Trichoplusia ni (cabbage looper)
Lineage: Eukaryota; Metazoa; Arthropoda; Insecta; Lepidoptera; Noctuidae
Product: MRN complex-interacting protein
Exons: 2
Coding region: 186-1016 (276 amino acids)
Biological process (GO): mitotic G2 DNA damage checkpoint signaling
Cellular component (GO): nucleus
Molecular function (GO): chromatin binding
Source: RefSeq, a predicted model, not a curated record
AAUUAUUAGCACUGGCAAGCGCUAACUGCUGACUGCUGUUAAUGUUAUGACGUACUGACGUUUGAAAUUGUUAAGAGGAAAUGUUAUGUUUUAAACAAUUUUAUUGUUGUUAUUAACAAACCACUAAGAGGUUACUAUACCUACUUACUAUUGUACAAUUAUUGCAGACAUUGGUGCUAAUAGUAAUGCCACAAAUUUUCCAAGUAUUACGAUGUUUUAAAUGUCUGGUUUUUCAGGUUCAUCAAACAAAAAAGUCGAAUAAAUGGGAAUGUAAACUUUGUGGAGAAAAACAAUCGGUUAAAAGACAUUAUGGAUUGGGUACGGCUAAGGAUUGCAGACUACAUGUGCAGAAACUAAAUGGCAUGAGAGGCGAGAUAGACGAACUAAGGUCUAAUCUAAGCGAUGAUGAAAAUAAAGAGUCCGAACAUGUACCAUGCUAUAUUCCAGUCUCUUCUAAUAAAGUCACUGUCAGCAAAUGGUCUAAUUAUGUAGAGCCCCCGGAGACAAAUGAGUCUUUUGAAGAAAAAUCAAAUGACGAAGGGAUGUCUUUAGGCGAUGCACAGGUAGUUUUAGAAUUGCCAAAAAAGCGGAAAAGAUUUAAUACCGUUAUUUCACAGAAAAAUACAAAUGUUAAGGUGUCGAGACAUUCAGAUGUUUCAGACGAACAACAAGAAGUUCACCCUAGUAAUAAAGAUUGUGAUUCACCUCAUCCUGUAUUCAGUGAAAAACAGAAUCUUGAUAUUGCUCAAACAGAAAAUUGUAAUAGUACCAAUAUUUAUGAAAAACUUGUAGCAAAAGAUGAACUCACAACUAAAAGUAUAACUAAGAAGAAAUUUACCCCCCCUGUAUUAAACAAAAACUCAAAAUGGGCACAAUUCACAGACAAUAAUGAUGAAAUUGAUGAAGGGGAUCAAGAGAAAGGUAUUGCACCAUCAGCUAGUAUUACAAUGUCUCAAAAUGAUUUAAUGUUCUCAUUGUGUGAGGAUGAUGACUGGGAUAAUAUUUUAGAAAUAUAAUUUGAGAUAGAAA